AUGGUCGCGCGCUUCCAAUGUUGGCGAGCGUUGCUAUGGCACGAGGCUACGGAGGCCGUGCAGCUGCUUCAGCCAGCUCUACAGCGCAAAGCUCGGUUCGAGGAGCUCCUCGCCCAGCUUGAGACUGAGCGGCCACGUGCCAGGGAAGUCAUCGGUCUUGACGUGCGUGCUUCUGUGCAAGGCCUCGAGGGUGAUAGCCUGGAGUUCACCGCUGCCAUGGACCCCAGCAGCCCAGGCGACAGCCCAUUCGGCCAGAGGCUGCGAUGGACGCUUCUCGGCAGGAUCGAGGAGGGCGAAUGCGGCAGGCGAGUGGGCGUGGGCAUGCUCGCUGCAGUCUCCGUAUUGCAGGCGUGCUAUGGCCUUCAAUGGCCAUUGCAGGGCGCGGAGUACGGCAUCGGGGACUGA
Messenger RNA from Fulvia fulva, 405 nucleotides. RefSeq lists its product as uncharacterized. NCBI's taxonomy places the organism in Eukaryota, Fungi, Ascomycota, Dothideomycetes, Mycosphaerellales, Mycosphaerellaceae. The record is from RefSeq and is a predicted model, not a curated record. The transcript has a single exon. The coding region runs from base 1 to 405 and encodes 134 amino acids.